CCCAUGCAUAUCUUAACAACAAACCACACAAACACAACAUCCUCUUCAAUGUUAUUCAUUUAUUCUUCCACCACCUCCACCAAUGGUGACAUACCCUGUUCCUAUGUGUCGCCGCGACAAAGACUAUUAGACCAUUCAACAUGCAAAGCAUGUUAGGUGGCGUAAUUGUAAUCAAUGUUGUGAUGUAAGUUGAGGGAUUGAUUCAACUAUGUAUGUGAGAAAGGAAUGUGAUGUGGGUUUUUCUGGGUCGAAAGUCGUCUUAUUUGGCCGGGAUAAGGGGAGCUAUGUGUGUAAAAGAGUAUACUUUGGUAUGUUUCCUUUAGGUCAUGCAUUCGCUUAGGUCACAAGUCCAUGUCUUUUACUUUGAUAGAAGAAAGAAAAAAAAGCCAGUCCUGUUUUUUUUAACGUCUGAGUCAUGCUUCUGCAGGUUUUGUGCUGUGGUGAACGUUUCAGUUUGUUUCAUUUUUUUAAUUGGGUUUUUGUUAUAACGUACGUUUUGGUUUUUGUGCAUACACUUGCUCUCAUAUAUGUAUAGAUUUUGGGUUACUUGACAGAAAAGAUGACCUCAUGAAAGAAAGAAUAUACACAUAAAAACCCUUCAAUUUUAUUGAAUAUCAGAAUGUCUAGGAAUAUGGUACACACAUGGGUUUGUUUUAACUUUUUCAUGUAUGAAUUUUUCACCCAAUCAUGAACACAAGUUUGAACAAAGAAAAGUCUGAAAUUCUGUGUACAAAAUUUUCUUUUUUCCAUUCGAAACUCUGAAAGACUGAAACUAAUUACUGGAACAGAAGACCUUAAAAAGAGGGAAAUUUAAGAAAAAAGCUGCACAACAGGACAAACCCCAUUUUGAAACAGAGUACUCUGUUUUUGGUAUUUAUUCCUCUGUUUUGUUAUUUCAGCAUGUACAGUUACAUCCCACACCCCCCAUCUCACUCUCUCUUGUUGAGAAAUUAUUAAUUAUCUCUUCCACAAGCCAUUGAUGAAGGAAUCACUAGAAGGUGAGAGCUCCAUUAGGUAUAGGAGAGCUAGACUACGUCAAAUUCACCAAGAUUCCCCGGCUGAUACAAGCUUGAAAUCGAGUAUGGUUCGGCCUUAUGUUCGAUCGAAAAUGCCUAGGCUUCGAUGGACUUCUGAUCUUCACCAAUGCUUUGUUCAUGCAGUUGAAAGACUCGGUGGCGAAGACAGAGCGACACCAAAGAUGGUGUUACAGAUAAUGGAUGUGAAGGGGCUAACCAUUUCGCACGUUAAGAGCCAUCUUCAGAUGUACAGGAGCAUGAAGCAUGAACAGAUGAUACAAGAAGCAGCUAUGGCAGCAAAAAGUAAUGGAAAGGCUCAUUCAAACUACUUGUCACAUUUAGUUCCAAUCUGUUGCAAGCAAAUCAAUCAUCAGCCAGAAUAUGAGGACUCCAUUGAUGAAGAUGCUUUCUUCUAUCAACGACGUGGUGUUAAUCACACUGAUGAAGCUCUAGAUAAUGGUUCUAGAAUGCCAGCAUUAAGGCAAGAGAAACAAAAAAUGUGCGAUGAAAAAGGAGCGUCCGAACCCAAACCAACCUUCACCUAUGAAGAAAUAUUGACUGGACAAGGAUGGGAGCAGAGACCUUAUGAUCAUUCUUACAUCAUCUUCAAGGACCUGCUCAGACUAUGCCCUAAUUCCCAGCUGGAGAUAAAGAAGCAAGAAAAGGUGUCAUCUGAAGGUCCUGGUGGUGGUGAUGACCAGAGGAAUAAACAUGAUCAAAGAGUAGAAGAGGGAGUUGAUAGAGUAGUAGAUGGUGACAAAAUGUCUCCAUCACUAAAGUGGAGAGAUUCUCAUCAUCAGUUGCCAUUGUUGAAACUGAGCAGAUUAGAUAGGAGUUCAGAUGUCAAUGAUGUCUCUCUUGAGCUUACUCUUGCUUGAAAAUUCAUCAUCAUAAAAAAUAUAUUAAUUGAACUCUUUGGAAUCUAAUUAAUUUGGUAGCUAACCUAGCUAG
This is a messenger RNA of Tripterygium wilfordii, 1967 nucleotides long. RefSeq lists its product as uncharacterized. Gene Ontology annotation, molecular function: DNA binding; DNA-binding transcription factor activity. Bases 980 to 1894 code for a protein of 304 amino acids. The transcript has 6 exons. The record is from RefSeq and is a predicted model, not a curated record. NCBI's taxonomy places the organism in Eukaryota, Viridiplantae, Streptophyta, Magnoliopsida, Celastrales, Celastraceae.